This is a messenger RNA of Nakaseomyces glabratus, 429 nucleotides long. RefSeq names its product Gre1p (gene GRE1). NCBI's taxonomy places the organism in Eukaryota, Fungi, Ascomycota, Saccharomycetes, Saccharomycetales, Saccharomycetaceae. The record is from RefSeq and is a predicted model, not a curated record.
AUGUCUAACCUAUUGAACAAGAUUUCUGACAAGUUGCACGGUAACGACGACAAGGAAGAGAGCAACAGCUCCAUGUCCUACAACACCUCUUCCAACAAGAAUUUGGAUCGCGAUGACUACGAAAGCGGACAAUCUUAUGGUUUCAACGAUUCCAACAACUAUGAUACCAAUGCCAGAUCUCACGAAGGUUACGGUCAAGGUGGUUCCAACACCAUGCCAUCCAAGCACGGUGACACAUACUACAACCCUAAUGAGAGAACCAACGACUUCUCUGAAACCAGAGGUAUGUCUGGCACUACCAACUUGGACACUGAUGAUUGGGGUGAGGAUGUCGAGGCUGAUGUAAUCGACAGUAAAAGGUAUAACAAAGGUUCAGGUGCUUUCCCAAGCUACAACUCUGGAAACAUGAACCAGAAUGACGAAUACUAA